GGCGGCCCUCUUGGUUGAGGGCGGAAGUGAUCCCUCCGUGGCGCAGGCUCUGUUCACAGGGUGCCUCGGACCCACGUGGAAGCGGCCCUCAGGAAGGAAAGAUGCUGCGCCGCGAAGCCCGCCUGCGUCGCGAGUACCUGUACCGGAAGGCGCGCGAGGAGGCGCAGCGAGCCGCCCAGGAGAAAAAGGAGAAAGUGCGGCGAGCGCUCGAAGAAAACCGUCUAAUUCCCACUGAGUUACGCCGGGAGGCCCUGGCCCUACAAGGGUCCUUGGAAUUUGAUGAUGCUGGUGGUGAAGGUGUGACCAGCCAUGUAGAUGAUGAGUAUCGAUGGGCAGGAGUUGAAGAUCCCAAAAUCAUGAUCACUACUUCUCGAGACCCCAGUUCCCGCCUGAAGAUGUUUGCAAAGGAAUUGAAGCUGGUGUUCCCAGGUGCCCAGCGCAUGAACCGAGGCCGACAUGAAGUGGGGGCACUGGUGCGAGCCUGCAAAGCCAAUGGGGUCACUGACCUCUUGGUUGUCCAUGAGCAUCGAGGCACACCUGUGGGACUUAUUGUCAGCCACCUACCUUUUGGCCCUACGGCUUAUUUCACACUAUGCAAUGUGGUCAUGCGACAUGAUAUCCCCGACCUGGGCACCAUGUCAGAAGCUAAGCCUCACCUCAUCACACACGGUUUUACCUCCCGGCUGGGAAAGCGAGUCUCUGACAUCCUUCGUUACCUGUUUCCUGUGCCCAAAGAUGAUAGCCACCGAGUUAUAACUUUUGCAAACCAGGAUGACUACAUCUCCUUCAGGCACCACACCUACAAGAAAAAGGACCACCGAAAUGUGGAGCUGACUGAAGUAGGGCCGCGCUUUGAGCUAAAGUUAUAUAUGAUUCGCCUGGGCACACUAGAACAAGAGGCCAUGGCAGAUGUGGAAUGGCGCUGGCACCCAUAUACCAACACAGCACGCAAGAGGGUCUUCCUGAGCACUGAGUGAGCCCACUGGCCAAUCAAGAUUUGGACUUGAAAAUUGGGAGUUGUAGGGCACUGUUACAGACCUACUGGACCCAAAUUGGAGAUCAGAGGGAUGUGAAUUAAUGCUCUGUCACCUGCCUAUCUCUGACUAGUCAGAAGGGUCCAUUUUCAGGCCAAACCCAUCCUUGGCUGGGGAACCUUAUGUCUAUAUCCUGGUGGUAUCCAUUUGAGGGUUAACAAUUUUUUCUGAGUCUAGCAUAAUAAACACUGUUGUAUAAUCCCAGAGCUCCAGAAGCCGAGGCAGUAGAAUCAAAUGGUGACUUCCAGAUUACCUAGUGAGACUAUCUCAAAACAAAAUAAACCAGAAAUUUAAAAACACCAUUAUACCCAUUGGAAAAUUUA
Molecule: messenger RNA, 1357 nt
Organism: Dipodomys spectabilis (banner-tailed kangaroo rat)
Lineage: Eukaryota; Metazoa; Chordata; Mammalia; Rodentia; Heteromyidae
Gene: Imp4
Product: IMP U3 small nucleolar ribonucleoprotein 4
Exons: 9
Coding region: 102-977 (291 amino acids)
Biological process (GO): rRNA processing
Cellular component (GO): small-subunit processome; nucleolus; Mpp10 complex
Molecular function (GO): rRNA primary transcript binding; snoRNA binding
Source: RefSeq, a predicted model, not a curated record